ACAGCAGUGCCGAGUGGCCCACUGUGCUCAAUCUCUAACGGAGAACAGGAGUAUCGCCCCGGCGGACAGUUGCGGUAGCCUUCUGGCUCGGAUAUUUGUCAUUUUCUGGAUUUAUAAAUCACAGAUAAAGUCCGGGAUGCCUUCAAAUAAAAAUAUCCAAGGAGGGAAGGCCUUUGGGCUGUUAAAGGAGCAGCAAAGGCAAAAAUUGGAAGAAAUAAACAAGGAAUACCUGGAAGACCAGAAAUACAGGGAUGAAGAGGACCUGGCUGAAAAAUUGGAGGGUCUCAAAAAUAAAUAUGCUGAGUUUGACCUGAAUGACCAAGGAGAGAUUGAUCUAAUGGGUUUGAAGCGAAUGAUGGAGAAGCUUGGGGUGCCCAAGACCCACUUGGAGUUGAAAAAAAUGAUUGUUGAGGUGACGGGUGGCAGCAGCAACACUAUCAACUACAGGGACUUUGUCAAGAUGAUGCUGGGCAAGCGCUCAGCUGUGCUCAAACUAGUCUUGAUCUUUGAGGACAAAGCCAAUGGCUCUCCCUGCAAACCAGAAGGACCCCCUCCAAAGCGGGACAUUGCUAGCCUGCCUUAAUUGUAGAUGUCAGCCUCCGGACUGCUAGUGGAGCAGAGGGACCUUCAGUGGUUGCUUGAAAUUGAGUCGUUCUCUUAACAUGUGGAGUGUUGUAUUAGUGUGGGACUAGUGAUUAAGGAUGUUAUUUUGUGAUAUACGGUGUGUGCAAGGUGUCUGUUAUUUGGAAGACUAAGACCACAACUCACUAAAUGAUGUUUGACUGUGAAUAUUAUUAUUCAUCUUUUUUCCUUAAUUAAAAUGUAGCAUUGAUAGUUGUACGUGUAAUCUGCUUGAUAAAUUAAGUUUGGUAGUAAGUGUUUCAUGGUUAUAUUUUAAGGGAAGACUCAAAAUUCUCCACAGGUUGUUUUUCCUUCCUUGUGUCUUUGUUUCCUUUUUGAGACGCAUUCGUUUGAACAAAUGUGAGAGUAGGAUGCUUUUGGAGAAGCACAAGGAAAAGAAGCAGUUUUUCCAACACAUUUUUGCACUGUCCUCAGUGGUCUUGGAUGGAUUCCUGCCAGGCUAAUCUUGGUCAGCUUCUCGCUUUAGAUCAGGUGCCAGAGAUUACAGGCCCAGCCCAUUUCCUCUGGGUCAAAGGCGUUAGCCCUUGGAGCCAUAAUACUGAUCUGGAAUCAGUAAAUAGGUUAUCAUGGCCUCCUCAUGGUCUGAAAAAGCUUUUUGUAUAUGACUGUACUCACACUAGUUGAGAAAAGAAUAAGAGAUCAUGUUGACCAUGGGACUUUCAGUUUCAAUAUGUGGCUUGAAGAACAGCGAAUCUGAGUCUGUUUUAGAUCUGUAAGGUUAAGCACAUGCUAAUUUUUGGAAGGAGUGUGAUUUUCAGGCACACAAGCAUAACAAAUGUACAUAAUAUACUACACACAGUACAAUCAUAUUCUUUCCAAGUGCCUCAACAUGCAGAUAUUGUAGAGCUUAAACACAGAUUGAAAAAGGAGGGAGUGCACACACAUUUUCAGUUCAAGCAGUCCUCUUAGCUCACUAAUUCCACAAAACCGUGAAAUAAUGUUCUUUGUUAUUUAGUAUGAUAGUUAACUAUAUUUGUUGAAUUAUAUUGAUAUGGUGUUUCCACAACAUUCUGAGUGAGUGAAGUUCACAUUUUUUUAAAUGUAAUUUUUUCCCUUUUUCUUACCAUAAUUUUUUUACAUCACAGCGACCUGUUUAUUGGGUGAUUUGACUGUUUAGGUUACCCUAUACUUGUCUUGCAAUUCAUACAUGUGUUUAUUAAUUUCUCUUUGUCUUGGAUUCAUCUCUUCUCCCCCAUUUUUUUUUCACCAGCCAGCCAUUCCUCUCUGUUUAACUGGGUUCAUUGUCCUGUGAAUUCUGUGAUUUGUGCCUCACUGUUUGUCUCUCCAGUUUAAAUUUUCCUGUAACUCACACUAUUUACUGUGAAUUUGGUACUCGUAGUAUUUUUAACCCACUUAACAUGUUUAUGUAAACUAUUAUGUUAUUUUGUUUUCAGUCUGAUAGGUAUAUUACAUCUUUUAUUGUUGUUAAGAUGCACAUUGUUUGCAGACACCAAAGGAAUUAAAAGUCUUCUUACACUGG
Molecule: messenger RNA, 2122 nt
Organism: Siniperca chuatsi (mandarin fish)
Lineage: Eukaryota; Metazoa; Chordata; Actinopteri; Centrarchiformes; Sinipercidae
Gene: aif1l
Product: allograft inflammatory factor 1-like
Exons: 6
Coding region: 137-583 (148 amino acids)
Biological process (GO): ruffle assembly; actin filament bundle assembly
Cellular component (GO): actin filament; ruffle membrane
Molecular function (GO): actin filament binding; calcium ion binding
Source: RefSeq, a predicted model, not a curated record